Molecule: messenger RNA, 1727 nt
Organism: Pecten maximus
Lineage: Eukaryota; Metazoa; Mollusca; Bivalvia; Pectinida; Pectinidae
Exons: 5
Coding region: 384-1319 (311 amino acids)
Biological process (GO): transcription elongation by mitochondrial RNA polymerase; mitochondrial transcription
Cellular component (GO): mitochondrial nucleoid
Molecular function (GO): DNA polymerase processivity factor activity
Source: RefSeq, a predicted model, not a curated record
GUAAAAGUUGAAACCUUGUAACCAACAUGUCGAGGGCACGAUUCAUGGUGUCCUCCUUCUGGAGAAAGAGAUGCUUUCCAUCAGACCUAUCUUACAGUUGCUUAUGGCUGUUAAAAAUAAUCUACAAUAGCUGACUAACUUUGUAUACUGCAUUCCGAAAAACUUGAUGUAAUUUUUCCACAAAGAGGAAUAACUGUGAAAGCCGAAGUGUGAAAACCAAAGCAAAAUUCACGGUUAUUGGAUGCUGCGUUUUGAUAUCCUCUAUACCAAUACUUGAAGUUAGAAAAAGUUUUAAACGUCUUUAUUGUGUGAAGUUGACUUCAAACCAAAAAGAAAUCCAUGGUGGACAACAGAUACCAGCCCCAAUCCAUGAUGGACAGCAGAUGACAAUUCACACACCAGCCCCAAUCCAUGAUGGACAGCAGAUGACAAUUCACACAGAGAAGUCUUCACCAAAAUUGAUGCUAGAUGCAAAACAUGAAAAAAAGGUUUUAAGUUUCUUAAAUGGUGUUACAGAGAAAAGUGUUUUGUUGAUGAAAGGGAUGAAAUUAGACCAGGCAUUGGUGACUGAUAUAAUGAAUUUUCGCUCAAGGAAUGCAAAGAUUUGUGAUGUGAAUGACUUGUUAAAAGCUGAUGUUGUGAGUUUUGUACAUCUUCAAAGCUUGUGUACAGAACUGAAGAAAACUUAUGUACAGCAUAACAUUUUCUGUUAUCCAGAAUUGUCAAGGAAGAAAACUAAGAACCUACAAAGCAUAGUUGUGAUUGAUAUUGAAAACCUGAGGUCAGUCAGUUGGAUCAAAGUAAAUCGUCAGCUGGAGGUGAAGGAUUGGGGCCAUGCCACAUUAGUCCCUGAUCCUGACCAGAGGAGAUUUGACCAUGCGUUCCUCUACGAUGUGGCAAAAGCAGCACUACCUGAAAUUCCAAGAGGCUGCAGUUAUAUUAUCAAAGAAACUGGUUCGGAGACAUUGAAGAGGAACAAAUUAAGUAGCCAGGCAAUCCAUAUCAGAAUACUGCGUUCCAUUUUUACAACCUUGCUGAAAUUAAAAGUGUAUGAGGUUGAUGAAUCAAGUGUACAUACUGUAAAUAUGCAUGUAAUGCCUGAAAUUUACAGUUCGGUUGGUAAGUGGUUUCACUACGUUUCAAACUGUGAGAUAUUGAAGCAGGGACUGGAUGGCAAACUGGAGAAAACAUUUGUAUUACAGAUACCAACGAAAUUGCUGGUUCAAUACAACAAUAUAUGUGAUGAUCUCCUACAGGAACAGUAUGCUAGUGUAGCACUCUUAGCCAAUUCUUUUUACAAACUUGUCCUGUGUGAUUAGUAGGUUCUCUCUAACAUGUCAUUUGUAAGGGUGUAUAGGUCAGCCUAAACAAAACGUUGGACUACAUGUUUUGUAUAUGAGCAUGCCUGGGACAUGACCACGCGGAAUUGCUUCUCUUAGGCUUGGUUUGCGAUGCCGUGUUUAUGAUAAAACAACUGGAUUUAUGACUGGUAGGCCAAAACAUGAGUACAGGUCACAAGUGAGUGAUGUAUUCAGAUACACCCACGGUUUGUGAUCGCUCAACCAAGAUUAAUUAACUUGAAAUGUCUGUCCUAAUCAAUGCAUUAUUAAUGGAAGGAAAUAUUGGUACCGGAGCAGGAAAACACUUUGUUAUUCCACAGUUCAACAGUACAGUCAGUGAAGUGGGAUAUUGGCGCCCAUUGAAUAAACUUUAUUUGGUAAGACUGA